AUGACAGUGAACAGCGAGGCUCCUAUUGAGGAUGUUCAGCAGUUUCUAGAACGAAAAAUUGGUGUCGACAUUCCGUACACUACCGCUCACAAAGAGAAGGGAGCAGUGUGUGCUGAGAUAGUCAAUCCGCAACGGGAGCAGUACAAUAUGGUGGAAGGCUAUGUUUAA
Peronospora matthiolae is the source of this 168-nucleotide messenger RNA. The record is from the annotation of a GenBank genome assembly. Lineage: Eukaryota; Oomycota; Peronosporomycetes; Peronosporales; Peronosporaceae.